GAUUUUUUUUUUCCCGAAAUUCACGUUUUUGUUGCUGGAUUUGCUUGUGCUUUUCUUUCUUCUGCGUUGGGAGAACGCUGGACAGAACAAUGACACGGCAAGUAGGCCUCCUGCUGUUUAUCUCCAUGAUUUCUCUCAGCUCGGUUUUUGGGCAGGUCAGCUACUCCAUUCCAGAGGAAAUGUCGAAAGGAUCUUUGGUUGGAAACAUAGCUCAUGAUUUAGGCUUAGAUGUGAAAAGGUUGAAGUCGGGAAAAGCUCGUAUUUAUACCGGAGACAGCGCGGAAUACAUCGACCUGAACAAAGAAAAAGGCGUCCUUGUGGUCAAAGAGCGGAUGGACAGAGAAGCCCUCUGCGGGGAGACGACACCCUGCGCUCUUCAUUUUCAAAUCGUCCUCGAGAAUCCCAUGCAGUUUUACAGCAUUACAGUCGAGAUUACUGACAUUAAUGACAGUCCGCCCACUUUUAAACAUAAGGAAAUGAAAAUUGAAAUUAGUGAAACGGCGCAGUCUGGAUCUAAAUUUAUUUUAGAGGCUGUUGAUGACGACGUUGGUAUUAAUGGACUUCAGGGUUAUGCGCUGGAUCCGAGUGACAGGUUCGUUUUAAACUCUUAAAAUGGUGGCAGGAACGUCGAAAUGAUCUUAAAGGAGCCUCUUGACCGUGAAAAACAGGAUCGUCUGUCUUUGGUUUUAACGGCCACAGAUGGUGGAGACCCGCAGCUCUCUGGCACGAUGCUCAUCAUCGUUAAUGUUGUGGACGCAAACGACAAUGCGCCCAAUUGCACUCAAACUGAGUACAAAGCUAAUGUAAAAGAAGACGCAGUUAUUGGAACUGUGCUUACUACAGUGUCUGCAUCUGACGCAGAUGAAGGUCUGCAUGGAAAAAUACGAUAUUUAAUAUCAAAUGUUCCCAAAGGUGCGCAUGGAUUAUUUAGCAUGAACAGUGAAAGUGGGAUCAUCACUUUAAUGGGAAAACUUGAUUAUGAGAAAUUUAAGCAUUAUGAGAUUGACGUGCAAGCAGCAGAUGGAGGUGGUAACACAGACGUCUGUAAAGUUAUAAUAGAUGUGAUAGACGCAAAUGAUAAUGUGCCAGUAAUUAAUAUUAUGUCAACCUCAGCUCGUAUAUGUGAGGAUGUUGAUCCAGGUACCGUUUUGGCCAUGAUUAAUGUUCAAGAUCCAGAUUCAAAUGAAAAUGGCAAAGUCCAUUGCGCUUUAGAUGAAAGUGUGUAUUUUACAAUCCUGUCUGCUUCAAAUAACUUCUUUACUUUAGUAACAGACAGUAAAUUAGACAGAGAGAGAUCGUCUGAGUAUAACAUCACAGUGACCUGCUCUGAUGAGGGAGUGCCUUCCCUCUCCAGCAGCGUCACUCUGACCUUACAGAUCUCAGAUGUGAAUGAUAACGCGCCUGUCUUUGAGAAGAUCUCAUAUGAGGCCUACAUUGUAGAAAACAACACACCAGGCCUCUCUAUAUUCACAGUGAAAGCCACAGAUGCUGACUGGAACCAGAACGCACAUGUUUCUUACAUACUGGAGGACUCCUCUGUUAACGGAGUGUCCAUCUCCUCAUAUGUGUCAGUGAGAGCUGAUAGUGGAGUCAUCCACGCAGUGCGCUCUUUGGACUACGAGCAGAUCAAGGACUUCCAGUUCCGCGUCAAAGCGCAGGAUGGAGGCUCCCCUCCACUCAGUAGUAACGUGACUGUGAAAAUAGUGAUCCAGGACCAGAACGACAACGCCCCUCAGGUUCUGUACCCGGUCCAGACUGGAGGCUCUGUGGUGGCUGAGAUGGUUCCUCGUUCAGCAGAUGUGGGCUAUCUGGUGACUAAAGUGGUGGCUGUUGAUGUGGACUCUGGACAGAAUGCCUGGCUCUCCUAUAAACUGCAGAAAGCCACAGACAGGGCGCUGUUUGAAGUGGGUUUACAGAAUGGAGAAAUAAGAACUAUCCGCCAAGUCACUGAUAAAGAUGCUGUCAAACAAAGACUGACUGUGUUCGUGGAGGACAACGGGCAGCCCUCUCGUUCAGCUACAGUCACUGUUAACGUGGCGGUGGCGGACAGCUACCCUGAAGUGCUGUCGGAGUUCACUGACUUUACGCAUGACAAGGAGUACAAUGACAACCUGACUUUUUACUUAGUGCUGGCUUUGGCUGUAGUUUCCUUUCUCUUCAUCACGUGUUUAGUGGUUAUUGUAUCAGUGAAAAUCUACAGAUGGAGACAGUCUCGCAUCCUGUAUCACUCCAGUCUUCCGGUGAUUCCAUAUUAUCCACCACGUUACUCAGACACUUUGGGGACAGGGACUCUGCCACACGUGUACAACUAUGAGGUGUGCAGGACGACUGACUCCAGAAAGAAUGACUGUAAGUUCGGCACAGCUGGUAGUCAGAACGUGAUAAUGGACCCCAGUUCUACAGGAACCAUGCAGCGGAUACAGAGUGAAAAGAACAUCCUGGAUGAACCAGAUUCUCCUCUAGAGGUUAGUUAA
This is a messenger RNA of Thalassophryne amazonica, 2474 nucleotides long. RefSeq names its product protocadherin gamma-A2-like. Gene Ontology annotation, molecular function: calcium ion binding. Gene Ontology annotation, cellular component: plasma membrane. Gene Ontology annotation, biological process: homophilic cell-cell adhesion. NCBI's taxonomy places the organism in Eukaryota, Metazoa, Chordata, Actinopteri, Batrachoidiformes, Batrachoididae. The record is from RefSeq and is a predicted model, not a curated record.